Drosophila ficusphila is the source of this 4561-nucleotide messenger RNA. RefSeq names its product mediator of RNA polymerase II transcription subunit 23 (gene MED23). The coding region runs from base 54 to 4412 and encodes 1452 amino acids. Gene Ontology annotation, cellular component: mediator complex; transcription regulator complex. The record is from RefSeq and is a predicted model, not a curated record. Gene Ontology annotation, biological process: positive regulation of gene expression; regulation of transcription by RNA polymerase II. NCBI's taxonomy places the organism in Eukaryota, Metazoa, Arthropoda, Insecta, Diptera, Drosophilidae. The transcript has 15 exons.
AGAGCGGACGCAGAUUUGUUUAUGCGGUGUCGGAAAUGCGAAAAAAUAUUUAAAUGGAUAUGGAAACGCAAGUUAUAGACACCGUCAACGAGUUUUUGAAGGUGGACUCGAUUGACGAGGCGUUCGUGAGCGUCAUUGUUUUUAAACCAAAUGGCGAGCAGGAGCGUGCCACCAGCUUUGCCAAUGAUUUGGUUACCGCAUUCGGAAACGUGGCGCAGGAGAACCGAGACCAGGUGCUGCGGCUUUAUCUGGUGCGAGCGGCCGGCGCCUCCGGCUAUCACAUAAAAGUGCUGAUGUCGGCACUGGUCAAACUGGUGGACGCGCAUGUGAUCACCGCCAGGAUGCUGUGCGACAAGGUGCUGAUGUGUGAGAAACUGGACUUCGAGCACAGGACCUUCUGGAUCGAGAGCUUCCGACUUAUUAAGCGUGUGAUUGCCCAGGUUGAUUAUAAGGGCGUUCGCGAAAUUAUGAAGGUUUGCCGCGACAAGGCCCAAUGGUUUCCGUUGAACGUAAACGUGACCUACAUGCCACAACUUCUGGCCGUCGAGGAUAUCCUGCGCUUCAUUUUUGAUCGCAACAAUUGUCUACUGCCCGCCUAUUUCAUUGCCAACGAGAUUAUGCGUCCGUUUCCAUACCACUGGAAGCUAAACCGGCUAAUGACCGAUUUUGUAGAGGAGUUUCGCACAACGGCACAAAUGGUCUCGAUAAUUGGACAUGCCAGUAUGCUGCCUAUUGUGGAACACUUCGGCUAUGCCGACCACAUGAUGAACUCUUGGCGGCUGGACCACAACACCCUGAAGUUUAACUUUAAGGGUAGCCUACCAUAUGAGCCAGAACUUUUGGAGGAGCAAAAACCCCUGCUUCGCUAUGUUUUGGAGCAGCCGUACUCGCGAGAGAUGGUUUCGCAAAUGUUGAACCUGCAGAAACACCAGAAGCAGCGCUACAAUGCCUUGGAGGAGCAGCUUGUUAACUUGAUCGUCCAUGCCAUGGAAAUGACUGAAACGAAUGACGCCACUGCGGGCAGUGGCUUCAAUUCCUCAGACGAGCAGAUCACUCCUUACGAGUGGGUUUGGCUGCAUCUCUCUUCACAACUCAUCUAUUUUGUACUCUUCCAGUUUGUGAGCUUCAUGCACAUUGUUUUAGCGCUUCACGAAAAGCUUUCGAAAUUGGAACUCCGGAAGGGUCGUGACCAGCUAAUGUGGAUUCUCUUGCAGUUCAUCUCUGGCAGCAUUCAAAAGAAUCCUAUUACCAAUUUCCUGCCUGUGUUUAGAUUGUUUGAUCUCCUCUAUCCCGAACUGGAGCCGCUUAAGCUGCCGGACAUCAACAAAUCCUCGACUGUUCGCCAUAUGGCGCCCAUUUGUGUGUGGAUCCACCUAAUGAAGAAGGCGCGAGUAGAGAAUAUGAACAUUACUCGACCGCUGCCCAUUGCGCUAAAAAAUCACUACGACUUUCUGCAGCACCUCGUUACGCCCAACACCUUGAUGAACAUGACUCUGGGCAACGACUUCCGCAUCAUUCUCAUCUGCAAUGCAUACUCCACGAAUCAGGAGUAUUUCGGCCGACCAAUGGGCCUGUUGGUGGAUGCACUCAAUGGCAAUUCAAAAUCACCGAAUGGUGCUCAAAUACCAGCCGUGACUUUCUCCGUCACAGUGUUAGACAGCCUGACGGUGCACAGCAAAAUGUCCCUAAUUCACGGCUUCGUCACUCAGAUGUUGAAGCAGGCUCAAACGAAAGGACAAGUUCCAGCGGCAGCGCUACUGGAAACCUAUGCCAGACUUUUGGUUUACACAGAAAUCGAGUCACUGGGCAUCAAGGGAUUCCUAAGUCAACUGAUGCCAACUGUUUUUAAAAACCAUGCCUGGGCCAUGCUACACACCCUAAUGGAGAUGUUUUCAUACAGGUUGCACCAUGUGCCUACCCACUACCGCGUUCAACUAUUGUCGUUGCUCCAUUCUCUGUCUUCCGUUCCGCAAACAAACAAGAUGCAGUUAAAUCUUUGCUUUGAAUCGACUGCUCUCCGCUUGAUUACCAGUAUCGGAUCUGCUGAGUUUCAACCUCAGUUUUCCCGCUAUUUUAACGAAAAAUCUCCCGGAGCUGUGGCUUCAAAUGAAAGCGAGGAGCUAAACCGCGUUCUCAUUCUUACAUUAGCACGCUCCAUGCACGUGCACGGCGGAGGCGAUGAAAUGCAGGGCUGGUGCAAGGACUUCCUUUCAAACAUUAUGCAGCACACGCCACAUUCGUGGCCCAUGCACUCUUUGGCAUGCUUUCCUCCCGCCCUAAAUGAGUACUUUACGCAAAACAACCAACCGCCAGAGAACAAGCAGCAAUUGAAAAAGGCCGUGGAAGAAGAGUACCGAACCUGGACUUCGAUGACGAAUGAAAACGAUAUCAUUGCACACUUCCUGCGGCCAACUACGAAUCCUCUGUUCUUGUGCCUGUUGUUCAAGAUUAUUUGGGAGACCGAGAACAUAAGCCCAGUGGCUUACAAAAUCUUGGAGGGCAUUAGUGCGAGAGCCCUAUCUACUCAUCUUCGCAAAUUUUGCGACUUUUUGGUGGCCGAAGUGGCCAGCUCCUCGGAUGGCCGUGAGUUUAUACACAAAUGCGUGGACACGAUCAACAACAUGAUCUGGAAGUUCAACGUGGUGACUAUCGAUAGGGUUGUGCUUUGUCUGGCUUUGCGAACACACGAGGGCAACGAGGCUCAAGUCUGUUUUCUCAUUAUCCAACUGCUUAUGCUCAAAGCCAGCGAGCUCAGAAAUCGUGUUCAGGAGUUCUGCAAGGACAACAAUCCUGAUCAUUGGAAGCAAAGCAAUUGGCAGGACAAACAUCUCUCGUUCCAUCAAAAAUAUCCGGAAAAGUUCGCCCUGGACGAGUCUGCUUCUCAAAUUCCGCUUCCUGUUUACUUCAGCAAUGUUUGUUUGCGAUUCCUGCCCGUUUUGGAUGUGGUGGUUCACAGAUUUAUUGAGCUAACCAUUACGAAUGUUCACCAAAUCCUGGGCUUCAUUUUGGAUCAUUUGAGCGUACUCUACAAGUUUCAUGAUCGACCUAUUACUUAUCUCUACAACACACUGCAUUAUUAUGAGCGAAUUCUACGAGAUCGGCCAGCGCUGAAGAAAAAACUGGUGGGCGCUAUAACUAGCGCCUUUAGUGAGAUUCGGCCGCCAAACUGGAGUCUAAGUGAGCCCUACAAGGUGUUCCUGCAAAACCAGGAUUCACUGUGGACCCCUGAAUUGAGUUACUAUAUGAGCUUGAUUAGGCGCCUAGCAGACACGAUUAGCGGAAAGAAUGUAUUUUAUUCCACGGACUGGCGUUUUAAUGAGUUCCCCAAUGCGCCAACCCAUGCUCUCUAUGUGACCUGCGUGGAGCUGUUGGGAUUGCCGGUGGCACCGACUGUGGUGGCCAAUAAUCUCAUUGAUGUGAUAGUAACCGGUUAUGCAGUCAUUCCGCAGAAGGAUAUCCACAGCUAUAUCAAUGCCGUGGGCAUUGUUUUGGCCGCUUUGCCAGAACCCUACUGGAGUGGCAUCUACGAUCGCUUACAGGAUAUGCUCAACACACCGAAUAUGCUUAAUUGGACGUACCGAUUCAAUGCCUUCGAGUUGUUCAAUUUUAAGACUGUUCGCGAGGCGAUGUUGGAGAAAACUUACGCCGUGGUUUUAGCAGUUGCUCACUCGGUGUUUCAUCACAUGGGUGCCUUCAAGUUGGCGGCGAUGACCAGAUAUAUCAAGGACAAGUUAAAGCCCUGCGUGCGAACCGAGCAGCAAUUGCUGUACCUGUGUCACGUUUUCGGACCUUUCCUGCAACGAAUCGAACUGGAAAAACCCAACGCCGUUGCUGGUAUUGCCGUUUUGCUUUAUGAGAUUCUGGAAAUAGUAGACAAGCAGCACGGUCCGAAGCCAAUGCAGUACAUGGACCAGAUUUGCGAUUUCCUCUACCACAUAAAAUAUAUACAUGUGGGUAACAUAAUCAAAAACGAAUCUGAGGCUAUUAUAAAGCGACUUCGACCCUUGCUGCAAAUGCGCCUGAGAUUCAUAACCCAUCUUAACUUGGAGGAUAUACACUCAGAAAAGAUUGCCGAUAAUGCCAACAACAACGCAAUAACAGGUCAAACUCAAUCCCCCAUGCAAGUGCAACAUCAACAGCAGCCGCAGCAGCAACAGCAACAACAGCAGCAACAGCAGCAGCAGCAGCAACAACAGCAACAACAACAGCAUCAACAACAGCAGCAAAUGCAAUUGCAGCAACAACAACAACAACAACAGCAGCAGGUGAACGCUGGACAAACAACUAGCGUUCCACUGGGAAGCGGUGGAAACAUGCAACAACAGCAGCAACUCAAUCAUCAGCAACAAAUGUAUAUGCAACACAUGCAGCAACAACAUCAGCAGCAGAUGCAGAACAUGCGGCACAAUUAGACCUAGACUGACUUUUGAUUAAGUCCAAACAGACAUAGAAACUUAAGCCAGCUAAAGUUAGUAUUAUUUUAUAUUGUAUCCCUUUUUGUAAGUCCAGUUUCUAUAUGUUGUACUGCGUUCUCAGAUAUGCUAAGCAAAUAACUAAGAAA